AUGACUGCCGAGGUCGAUUGCUUGAUCACCAAGAAAAAAUCUUUCGACCCUAACCUGCGUGAAAAUCACAUCCAAUGUGUUUGCCACAAGAUUGCCUUAAUCCUUACUGCUGGUUUCAAGGUCCUUAAUACGGAGAGUAAAGGCUUGAGGAAGUCAAAAGAGACAUUGGGCUAUCUUCCGCUCCUAGAUUCAAUUCCUGAGGAUGAAACCGACGGCAACGAUUCUGGUGCUUUUGCUUCUGGUGAAGAAGAGAUCAGUGAUUCGGACGACAAUGAAAACUCUGACAACGAAAUUAAUUUAAACAAUAAUGGGGAACUCGCUCCAUCUCUGGCAAACCCUGACUCCAUAUCAGGAAUACUGACAAAGGUUGAUUUUGUCAUCCAACGUAUUACAUCUUCUUCUUCAAAACGAUCCGAGUAUGACGUGUGGCGAACCAAGCUUGAAAACCAAGGGCCAACUCUCAUUGCUGGCUACGGGAUUCGAUGGAACAUCAAAUGGGAAAGCCGAGACCGUGCCUACAAGGGCCGCAACGUAAUCAGCCGACUCAUCGAAAAUGAGAAAGACCGGCAAGAAAGAGAUGGUGGAAAGAAUUUCUUUCAUGAUCAUGAGAUAUCACGGGGUGACUGGGAGGUUGUGAAGCGACUUAAUGACAUACUGAGUGAGUUUUACUUCAUAACCAAAAAAAUGGAAGGCGACCAUUCUUCCGCAGGCCUUCUCCUGGUCGAAUAUGUCUCGAUAAAGGAUUUUCUCAAGAAACGAAUCAACAAUGUGGCCGAACCAGAAUUUAAAGCAAUGUUACGGAAGAUGAUUGAAAAAACCGAGACCUACCUACAUGAGGUGUUGGUGUGUGAUUCGGUCAUCCUGGCCACAAUUCUGAACCCCUCCUUUCGGCUGUCCAUAUUCCAAGCCUGCUUUUCUUCCCACUAUGACUAUGCCAAAGCUUUGCUUCAACAACAAUACACCAACCGAAAAGACGAACUUGUUGCCAACAUCAAUUUAGAAGAACCUUCCCCCCCAGUUACCUCUCAACCACAACCAACUGACCAUCAUCGACCCAUAGACAGCAUGGUAUUAUUCCCGGAAUCCAUUGAAGCUUCAGUUUCCGAUGAGCUGGCCAUUUACCUUGGGGGGAAGCAGGUCAAUGCCUCCAAUGGUGGAAAGUAA
Puccinia graminis f. sp. tritici CRL 75-36-700-3 is the source of this 1164-nucleotide messenger RNA. RefSeq lists its product as uncharacterized. The transcript is spliced from 3 exons. The record is from RefSeq and is a predicted model, not a curated record. NCBI's taxonomy places the organism in Eukaryota, Fungi, Basidiomycota, Pucciniomycetes, Pucciniales, Pucciniaceae. Bases 1 to 1164 code for a protein of 387 amino acids. Gene Ontology annotation, molecular function: DNA binding.